Messenger RNA from Pseudoliparis swirei, 2435 nucleotides. RefSeq names its product alkaline phosphatase, biomineralization associated (gene alpl). Lineage: Eukaryota; Metazoa; Chordata; Actinopteri; Perciformes; Liparidae. Gene Ontology annotation, cellular component: plasma membrane. Bases 256 to 1839 code for a protein of 527 amino acids. Gene Ontology annotation, molecular function: alkaline phosphatase activity. The transcript is spliced from 12 exons. Gene Ontology annotation, biological process: dephosphorylation. The record is from RefSeq and is a predicted model, not a curated record.
UACAGACCGCUAUUCUCAGACCCCCAGAGCCGGAGUCGAACAACUGUGGCCUUAUAAGAAGGACGGAGAGCAGCGACGACGCACAUUUCAAGUGGAAACGCCGAAUGAACCGCACGCGCAUUUUGGAUGUAAAGGUUUCUGUUCCGGGGAGGAAAAAAACCGCCACUUGCUCUGCAGAGCGCCGUCCUCGGGUUCUCAAAGUGGCACGUUGAGGCCGUCUGGAGUAAACGCCGUCGGCCGCACAGCGACGACAACAUGAAGGCGACGGCUCUGCUCAUCGUUUGCUCCGGUCUGAUCUCGGGGAGUUUCGGGAAGCCGCAAUUUCCUGAACAAGAGAAGGAACCCAAGUUUUGGAAUACGUGGGCCCAGCGGACCCUGAACAACGCUCUGAACCUGGAGAAGCUCAACAGGAACACGGCCAAGAAUCUCAUCCUCUUCCUCGGAGACGGGAUGGGCGUUCCCACGGUUACGGCUGCUCGGAUACUGAAGGGUCAGCUGAACGGACAGAGCGGAGAAGAGACGCAGCUGGAGAUGGACAAGUUCCCCUUCGUGUCAUUGGCCAAGACGUACAACACUGACGCACAGGUGCCGGACAGCGCCGGCACCGCCACGGCUUACCUGUGCGGGGUCAAGGCCAAUGAGGGCACGGUGGGCGUGAGCGCGGCCGCCGUCCGGUCCCAAUGCAACACCACGGAGGGCAACCAGGUCACCUCCAUCCUCAGAUGGGCCAAGGAAGCAGGCAAGUCUGUGGGCAUCGUGACGACGACCCGAGUCAACCACGCGACUCCCAGUGCGUCUUACGCCCACAGCGUGGACAGAGACUGGUACUCCGACAACGAGAUGCCCGCCGACGCCCUGAGGGACGGCUGCAAGGAUAUCGCCAGACAACUCUUUGAAAACAUUCCCAACAUUGAUGUGGUCAUGGGCGGGGGAAGGAAGUACAUGUUCCCCAAAAACAUGUCGGACGUAGAGUACCCCGGCGUCGCGAAGCACAGUGGCACACGAAAAGACGGAAGAAACCUGGUGCAGGAAUGGAUUGACAAAACAAAGAACAAAAGAGGUCAUUAUGUAUGGAACAAGAAGCAGCUCUUAUCUCUGAACCCCACCAGCGUAGAUUACUUAUUGGGUCUCUUUGAACCUGCGGAUUUGAUGUACAACUUGGAGAGGAACCCGGAGACGGAUCCCUCGCUGACGGAGAUGGUGGAGGUUGCCAUCAAGAUCCUGAAGAAGAACCCGAAUGGAUUUUACCUGCUUGUCGAAGGAGGACGUAUUGAUCACGGACAUCACGAAGGCAAGGCCAAGCAGGCUCUUCAUGAAACUGUGGAGAUGGACAGAGCCAUCGGUCAGGCCCACCUCAUGACCAGCGUCCACGAUACUCUGACACUUGUCACCGCCGAUCAUUCUCACGUGUUCAACUUCGGGGGCUACACGGUCAGAGGAAACACAAUAUUGGGUCUGGCCCCGAUGAUGAGUGACGUGGACCAGAUGCCCUUCACCUCCAUCAUUUAUGGGAACGGACCGGGUUACAAAAUUAUUAACGGCGGGAGAGAGAACGUCUCCACCGUCGACUACCAGGCCAACAACUACCAAGCCCAGGCAGCUGUGCCUCUGACCACGGAGACUCACGGAGGGGAGGACGUGGCUGUGUUUGCUAAAGGUCCUCUAGCUCACCUGCUGCACGGCGUCCACGAGCAGAACUACAUCCCCCACGUCAUGGCGUACGCCGCCUGCAUCGGCCAGAACCGGGAGCACUGCGUCUCACACAGCGGGUCUGCCGUCCUCCGCCCCGUCCUCUCCAGCACGGCGGCGCUUCUCACAGUCACCCGAAUUCUGUGCUGACCUCCCUCUGAUAGCCCUCAUCCUGUUAAUAACCCCAUUUUAAACACUUUAUACGUUUUUAAGAUUUUGUUGUUGGUUUUUUUUCCUUCAAAUUUGACUUUUUUAAAUCUUAAAACCACUUUUUAUAUUUUUUUAAUGAACAUUUAUUGAGAAAAGCACAGGGAUAUCACUUUUAGGGCAGUUCAGGCAAAUAUGUCAAAUGUUACAUAAUAAUUGAUCCCCGUUGCAGAGAUCCCCAAAAAAUCUGAACUCAGUUGUUAUUUGUCUAUUUUGAAUCGUUUGUUUUUGUUCAGGAUUCCAGGACCCAUUACAUCUCCUUGUAAAAUGUAAACCCUUUUAGGUUAGAUUGAAUUUGCAAAUGUUUGAAUAUGUUUCAUAUUUUAAAUGUGCAACAUAAUCUACCUCAUAAAGCUUGUAAAAAGAUCUCUCGUGUAAUUAUAGUGCGGUUCAAAAGGGCACUUGGACAAAAUUCGCGCCUGAACCAGAAGGAACCAGAAUUUCUUGUCAUACACAGAAAAGAAAGCCCACCUACCAUUGUUGUUUCCAAUAACAGAAGUCGUAAAACCUCUUAACCAAUAAAAUAAAUGUGUUCUGAC